Zeugodacus cucurbitae (melon fly) is the source of this 3182-nucleotide messenger RNA. Its product is annotated as neuropeptide CCHamide-1 receptor. Lineage: Eukaryota; Metazoa; Arthropoda; Insecta; Diptera; Tephritidae. The record is from RefSeq and is a predicted model, not a curated record. Gene Ontology annotation, molecular function: G protein-coupled peptide receptor activity. Bases 1442 to 3178 code for a protein of 578 amino acids. Gene Ontology annotation, cellular component: membrane. The transcript is spliced from 10 exons. Gene Ontology annotation, biological process: G protein-coupled receptor signaling pathway.
GCCGGCAGGCAACAAAAUUAGGCAAUUUAAAAUUUUGUUUGUUUCAUAACAAAUUAAAGUUUGGCUAAUUUAUAAUGCAACAAGCGCGAGUUUAUAAAUGAAAUAAAGAAGUGCAUGUGUAGCCACAAGUCAAAGAAUGGUUCAAUAGUGCAAUUUGCUUGAGAAGUUUGGUGCUGUCAUUCAAGGUCAUUUGCCAAAGUUAAAGCAAUGAAUAGGUACGCUGCGAUUUGGAAGCUUAAACCAAAUAAAAAAACAUAAAAAUAUAACUAAAAUAAUAGAUUAUAAUGUCAAACCUUCUCUUCAACCAAAUAAGACUGGAAUAAAUAUACGCGUAUUUCUAGCAACAUUGUUGCUGAAAUAUGUAUGUUGCUGCCACACAACUAUCCAUUGCCAAUUGGCAAUAUUUACAAAUUUCAAAUUUAUUAUGAAUGAAAUGGUUUUCGCACCUGCGCACCGCACACUCACUAUCCAUGCUGCCGAACGAACAGACAGCAGCCGGCAUCGGCAUGUGUCACGAAUCCAAUUGCUGUGAAUCCUCAGCUGAUGGUUGGCGGAAAACUCCAAACUAAUCGCAACACGCUUUUCCACAACGUUUCGCCGUUGUUGGCGCCAGUUGACGCGGAGGCAUUCAUCAGUGCACUUCUUUCACUGUUGCGAAGAGCUAGCUAGCGCGCAUACAAUAAGCAUAAAAGCGUAACAUUAGUGUCGCGCAUUCUCGCUAAUUACUGUUAUAAAUUUGUAUAAAAUAAAAACAUAAAAAUUCGCGUGGCGAAAAUUUCGAAAACAAAAAAAAAACAUAAACUGUGGUGCGGAAUUUUCGGAAUUUUGAAUAUUUUUGAGCUUUUGCCAAUUUUGUGUUGGAGUGUGUGUUUCAAUAUCCCGCCAUAAUUAAGGACAGUGCCAUUUACUUUCAACGCUUGAAAUGAAAUUUAAAAAUAAAACAAUUUUGGUAAAUAAAUCGGCAAGUCAUUGUGUCGCUUGGCAACAUACAAGUUAAAAAAAAAAUUUAAUUGCCAACAAGUAUGCGUUGUACUAAAAUUGAUUAUAAAUUGCCUAAUAACAAAUGCAAAUUUCAGUAAGCGUGUAAAUCAAAAAUAAAUGUUUACAUAUGUACAUACAUACAUACAAACAUAUGAAAUAAUGUGCUGUAUUUAGUGUAAAUUUCAAGUGCGCUGUGUUAAUUGAUAUUUUAACUCUCCACGAAUGGCCGCUAUGGAUUCUUUAAAUAAGCCUCAACGGCAUCAACAGCACAACGACAACAACAACGAAGCAAAGCAACAACAAAUUAAGUAAAGCAAAACAGCGAAGAGCCACUUUACGCCCAACGACACAAAGCACAGUUGGAGGUGGUAUAGAAACGAAGCGCGCAUAAACCAAACAAAACAAAACACAAAACUAGAACGAAGAAUAGAAAUUAAACCACAAAAACAACAACGACACAAUGCAAAAUUUAUUAUUUUAUGGCGCAGCGAGUGCCGCCAUUGCAGUGGCCACACUGACACACAGCAGCGUAGCGAGUUUAAGCUACGACUCGAGCAUACCAUUGAAUAACGGACUCGGACAGACGCUUGCAGCUGAAGCAAAAACAACCGCAAAUAACACAUUGUCACUGUGGGAAUUAACAACGCGCGCCACCACUACCACUGCGACCAAAGCGAUAGCGGGCUUAAGCAGCGGCAACAACUUGACGCGCAGCAGAUUGGUCGAUGAGGGCGGCGGUGGUAAUCGAGAUGAUAGCGGUAGCAAUGAUGGCGUCGCCGCUUACGUCGACAAUUUAAUGCAGGCCUUAAGCACAACCGCUAGCUUUUUAUAUAACAACAACAACUUCAACAGUAGCAACAACAACAACAACAGCAGUAGCGGUAGCAACCUAACAGCGGUCACCGAAACGCCAUAUGUACCGUAUGUCAUGCGACCGGAAACGUACAUUGUGCCUGUGCUAUUUGCGCUUAUCUUCAUUGUGGGCGUGCUGGGCAAUGGUACACUGAUUGUGGUCUUCCUUGGCGUGCGACAAAUGCGCAAUGUGCCGAAUACCUACAUACUCUCGCUAGCAAUUGCCGAUCUGUUGCUCAUCCUCACCACGGUGCCGUUAACGUCCACUGUCUACACGGUGGACUCGUGGCCAUGGGGCAGCUUCCUCUGCACAUUGUCGGAAUUUAUUAAAGACGUGUCGAUUGGCGUUUCCGUUUUCACACUCACAGCACUCUCCGGUGACCGGUACUUUGCCAUUGUGGACCCAUUAAGAAAAUUCCAUGCACACGGUGGCGGCAAACGUGCCACACACAUGACCAUCGCCAUUGCCGUGUCCAUUUGGCUGUUGGCGAUACUCUGCGCCAUGCCCGCACUCCUCGGCACAAAUGUGAAGCAUGUGAAAAUCAAUAAAAACAAAUCAUUCGAACUUUGCUACCCCUUUCCGGAGAAGUGGGGCGACGAAUAUGCCAAAACGAUGGUUUUAAUGCGCUUUCUGGUCUACUACGCCAUUCCGUUGUGUAUAAUUGGCGCUUUUUAUGUGUUAAUCGCGCGGCAUUUGAUGUACGCCGCUAGCGUGCCGGGUGAAAUGCAGGGCGCCUUGCGACAGGUGCGUGCACGUCGUAAGGUGGCUGUAACGGUGUUGGCGUUUGUUGUUAUAUUUGGCAUUUGCUUUAUGCCCUAUCACAUCUUCAUGCUUUGGUUCUAUUAUUGGCCCACCGCACAGCAUGACUACAACUCCUUCUGGCAUGUUUUACGCAUCGUCGGCUUCUGCUUAUCCUUCGCCAACAGCUGUGCCAAUCCGGUGGCUUUGUAUUUUGUUAGUGGCGCCUUCCGCAAACAUUUCAAUAGAUACUUGUUUUGUCAAGGGUCUGGCGUACGCCUCAAAAAACGACACCCACACAACGAUACCCUCUGCAUGCAUCGGGACGCAUCGCUCACUAGCACCGCAUCGAAACGCUAUUAUUCGUCGACGCGUCGCUCGACAUGCCAUCAUCACAGCACCAUGCGAAGCCGAUUACAAGAGACUACCAUCACGAUGAUGGCGAAUGGCAGUCAAAAUGGUGGACCACUCACCGAUGUCUCCGACGUUGCUUUGGCCAGUGAAUUUUGCGAUCACGCGCCGCACUACCCACAUCAACGACAACAACACACUUCUUCACAACAGCAGCAGCAACAACAAUAUCAACGUCAAAUGUCAUUUAUGUGAGGCA